Molecule: messenger RNA, 777 nt
Organism: Lottia gigantea (owl limpet)
Lineage: Eukaryota; Metazoa; Mollusca; Gastropoda; Lottiidae
Exons: 2
Coding region: 1-777 (258 amino acids)
Source: RefSeq, a predicted model, not a curated record
AUGGAUUCGAAAAACGAGUAUAAUAAUGUUGUUGAGAAUAAUAGUCUGUUGGAACAUAGAAAAGUUUCUAUAGGGUUACCAUAUAAAAUUCAUCUACAAAGAGAAAUCAACGACAAUAAGAUAUUCUUUGGAGAGAAUGGUUCAGAUGCAAAAUUAGAAAUAACGAAUCUCCAACUUUUCAUACCCGUAAUAACACCAUCAAUUGAAGUAGAAACGAGAAUAUUCAACUCGUUAACUAAAGAUAUUGAAAUAGCUUUUCUUCAUCGUAACACAGUAGGUAGCAUGACUUUAACGGGAGAAUCCACCACAUGGCCAAUCACCAACACUAUUAAACCAGCAAGAUAUUUAAUAGUUGGUUUCAAGAACUUACCAGAUUCUCAAACGAAUAACAAUAAUGUCUUUAGAGUGGCAAUGAACCAAACUCAAGAUCCUUUAAUCCAUAAAGUUCAAGUAAGAUUAAAUAACGAUAAUUAUCCUAACCAACCUUUAACAAUUAAUCCAACCACAAAGGAUUAUAAUGAAUUGUAUAGAAACUAUAAAAAUAUGUGUGAAUUAUUUGGAAAUCUACCUCAGUUUGAAUAUGUAGAUUUUGCACUUAAUCAUCCAAUCUUCUGUUUUGAUCUAUCAGCUCACCAAGAAGAUCUUUUCAAAACAGGAGUGAACAUAAAUAUUCAUAUUGAAAAAACACAAGGAGAUGUAACAGGUUAUUGUUUAUUAUUGGAAGAAGCAAAACAUUUAAUUAAAAUAGCAGAUAGAAGAAUGAUAAGAAUUGAGUAA